GGGAGCAAUGAUUUGUGUUAAUAUGACCGCUGGCGUUUGCCUGUCAGAAGAGUGUGUGGAGGCCGACCUGUGGCCGGUCACACUGCGUAAGCAUCGGAGGGCAAAGUUUACUGCACGCUUAUCUGCCGCAUAAGACGCACAGAGAACUGCAAUGUGCAGCGGAAAACCAGGACCGAGAGCAGCUCUUGUGUGAACGUUACCUUGCCCUCCGCCGCACUGAUCCUACCCCCGCAGGAGCCAUGGGUGGAAGUCUGGGUUGCCACCGCUCCAUACCCAAAGACCCCACUGACUUCAGCUGCGGCAAGCGCAAAUUCAGCGCUGCGUGCAACUUCAGCCACAUUCUGGUGAACCAGGAGAGGCUGAACAUUAACACCGCUACCGAGGAGGAGCUCAUGACUCUGCCGGGAGUUAACCGCACAGUUGCGCAGAAUAUCGUGGAGUACCGGGACUGUAUAGGUGGAUUUAAAAAGGUGGAGGACCUGGCAUUAGUGAGCGGGAUCGGGGCCACCAAACUAGAGGUGAUCAAACUGGAAAUAUGCGUUUCCAGCAGGACCGGUUCUUCCCAGCAUUCUCCGUCCUCACUGCGCAAAGACCUGGAUUCCCAGUCCUACACCGGGAUGAACAUUAACACCGCAACUCCGGCGCAGCUCAUGAGCAUUCGAGGUAUCACGGAAAAGAUUGCCAAGAACAUCGUGUCCUAUCGCUCAGAGCACGGCCCAUUCAAAAGCAUCGAGGACCUGGUGAGGGUAAAUAACAUCAAUAGCUCCCUGCUUGACAAAAUCCGCUUCCAAGUGUUCGUGGAGCGCUCCAGGGCACCCUCCACCAACACAAACGGUGGGCUGACCUGCACCACCAAGUGUCACCCAAGCCCGACUUCUUUCAGUCUCAGGAGCGAAGACCUGGACCUCCCACCCGGAGGCCCGACCCAGAUCAUCUCUGUGCGGCCGAACGUGGAGCGCCCGUUAGGGCUGCGGGACGGGAAGCCCGUGGUACGCGUGGCCACCUGGAACCUGCAGGGCUGCUCCUGCGAUAAGGCCAACAACCCGGGGGUCAAGGAGGUGGUGUGCAUGACCCUGCUGGAGAAUGAUAUCAAGUUACUGGCGGUGCAGGACCUGCUGGAGCAUGAGGCUAUCGAAAAGUUUUGUGCAGAGUUAAAUCAUGGAAUGCUCGCCAGUUUACGGAAGUGGAAGUGGCCACGAGGGCUGUGGAAAAGUGUUGUGUCUGAAAAACCCACUGGACACUCCAGCAAGGGAGUGAGCUACUCUGGCUUUUUGUGGGAUAGCUCAUCGGGAAUUGAUCUGAAGGAUUCCCUAGUCUUGGAGUCUCCUGCAGUCAAUGGAAAUGGGAAUCAUGCGUACCCUCCACUCUACCUGGCUCACUUUUUAAUUGGUUCGUGUGAGCUGACAGUGGUGAACAUCCACAUGCCAGCGAUUGCCUCGCCAGGACAGUCCAAUGGCAGAAACCACAGCUCCGAUGAAGCCAAGUGUCAGCGCCUCCCUCCCAGCAUUCAGGGAACACUAAAAGGUGAAAAGGAUCUAGUAGUGUUGGGAGACUUUGGCUGCUCUCCUCAGAGCUCAGAACUGGACAUACUGAGAAAGGAGAAACUCUGUGCCCUGGUACCAUCCACUCAGUUCACCAAUAUCAGCACCUGUUCGCCACAGGGCACCCGCUGCUUGGACAACAUCUGGGUCAGCCGCUCCCUACAGAAGAUCUACUCAGGCCACUGCAUGGUAGUGCGGGAGGGCUUAACGAACCCCUGGAUCCCGGAUAACUGGUCAUGGGGCGGUGUAGCCUCAGAUCAUUGCCCUGUGGUAGCUGAGUUUUAUGCAGAUCUACCUACCAAGGAGCUUAGCAGACCUGGCAUGGCAGUGGUGGACAGAGGAGACAUUCUGCCCAAACACGAGCGGUGACAUCAGCUGCAGCACAGACAGAACUGGAUGACAUCAAAAUGACUUUGUUCCAUCUGGAUUCUGCUUUAUCUUGGAAUGCUGUUAAACAGUUUCCUACAGAAUGUGAAGAAGUGCCAAGAUUGCCUUCUGGGUUUCAGUUUAUCCAUGUAAAGUAGUAUAUGAUAAGUAUUCAAGCCAUAAAAAUGUUCAGAUGAAAAACAUAUAUGUAAGAAAUGUGCCAAACAUUUUAUAUAUGUAUAUAAAAAUAAAGCUACAUUUAUAGAUGUUCAA
This is a messenger RNA of Archocentrus centrarchus (flier cichlid), 2180 nucleotides long. RefSeq names its product endonuclease/exonuclease/phosphatase family domain containing 1 (gene eepd1). Gene Ontology annotation, molecular function: DNA binding. The transcript has 8 exons. Bases 240 to 1910 code for a protein of 556 amino acids. NCBI's taxonomy places the organism in Eukaryota, Metazoa, Chordata, Actinopteri, Cichliformes, Cichlidae. The record is from RefSeq and is a predicted model, not a curated record. Gene Ontology annotation, cellular component: plasma membrane. Gene Ontology annotation, biological process: DNA repair.